Molecule: messenger RNA, 184 nt
Organism: Ambispora leptoticha
Lineage: Eukaryota; Fungi; Glomeromycota; Glomeromycetes; Archaeosporales; Ambisporaceae
Source: the annotation of a GenBank genome assembly
AUGUCAUCCGAGCAUGAACAGCGCAUUACCGAGCUUGAGAAAUGUAUUCUAAUUGCUCAAGUGUUGCUUGGAGAAGAACCCAUGGUUGAUUAUCGACCAUCUUUUAUGAGGGAAUUAGAACUUGAUGCUUUCUUUCAAAAUCAUCGAAUGGCAUUAGAACAGCAUUUGCCACCUGAAAUGCGCA